AUGCCGGGCAUUAAUGACAUUGUUGUGGUACAGGAGAAGGACGUGUUAGUCGCCAAAAACUGCCCGAGAGUAUUAGUCUGCAAGCCCUCCACAAAGAAAAAUGAAAUAUGUGCUCACGAAAGCAUAAAGCUAUGGUUUCCGGGCACUAAAGCAUUGGUGACCAAGAAAGGAAAAGAGUCAUCAGCAGGCGGUGGCCAUUUGGAUGUUCGUGUUAUUUUUCUUUUAUUUUUCCGUGAUCAUGAGCUGAAAAUUACACAGUUGGAAAAAGGUGAGCUCGUCAUGAUUAUGGAUCCUGGCUGCGAUUUGACGUUCGAAGGUGGACCGCAUUCAGUCAGGCACAGGUCCGAUAUCAAUUAG
This is a messenger RNA of Cylicostephanus goldi, 357 nucleotides long. The record is from the annotation of a GenBank genome assembly. NCBI's taxonomy places the organism in Eukaryota, Metazoa, Nematoda, Chromadorea, Rhabditida, Strongylidae.